GCACCCUCGCCCCUAAAUUUCACUCGAGCAGUCGAGUUUUGACUUAUUCCAUUCUUCCACUUUUCUGCCGUGUCUCUCUGCUCUCCCUCUCUUUCAAAAGACGAUGCCACGAGAGGAGGCGGAUAGGAAAUGCUGUGCCUGUACAGUAGAGUGGGCUAUGUGGGGCAACAUGAACGCCUUUUAUGCCGGACUAUUUAUAUUUGUUGGGUCAGUUGUUGCCGCCUCUAUACCUGAGAUAGCCAUUGAUGGACAGUUUCCAACUAAUGUUGGCAGUGCCCUCAGAUGGAUCAACAUAUUUAUUGGUUUAUUUGUAAUGCUUGUUGAGUAUCCAUUGAGUGCCAGGAGAUCCAAGAAGACAGCUGUGGAGAGACCUGGUCAGAGAUACAUUGCUCCAAUUCUUCACAACCUUCGAUUUGUUGGUUCUAAUUACAUCAUCAGAUUCAUGCUUUAUAUGAUUAUAUCAGUUCCUGUAUUCUUCGUACUCUCAUCUAUUUUUGGAGGUCUGUGUCUCCUUUGUGCUUGUGCCUGUUACUUUGCUGCUGCCCUCAAUGGUGAGAGUUGGAAGGCUCCCACACUAGGCUGGGGUCCUGGUAAAACCGUCACUAAGAAAGGUCCUCAGAUCAAAGAGAUUCCAAAGGCACCCACAGAACCUCCUCCUCGUCCACCCCCUCAAGCACGAGAGGGUCUCAUGGCUCCUCCCAGUGGAUCACCUCCUGGUUACCCCUAAUGAUUGAUGAUCGUCAACCAUCAUGGACCAUUAUAACUUUUUAGCAGUUUUUCUCUCACUCAAUUUUUAAUGCCAUUAUUUUUUGGUUUCUGUUUCUUUUUCUCUGACACUAUUUUUUGCAAAAUAUUGUGUAUAAGUAGUUUUUGUGUAUCAUUUUUUUAGUUAAAUGAAUUUUUAAAAUAAUA
Molecule: messenger RNA, 912 nt
Organism: Amphimedon queenslandica
Lineage: Eukaryota; Metazoa; Porifera; Demospongiae; Haplosclerida; Niphatidae
Product: cytochrome b-245 light chain-like
Exons: 6
Coding region: 104-727 (207 amino acids)
Molecular function (GO): heme binding
Source: RefSeq, a predicted model, not a curated record